UGAUCGUCAGUAGGAGCUUGGCCGUGUUCUGAAUAUUUUUAUGGGAAGGGAGGCGGAGGUGACACUUGGACCAAAAAGAGGACUUAACCAAUCCGCGCAUGGAGGAGAACAAUGUGGCAGGCGUUUUUUUUUCUCUCAAGAGGGCCUGUUUCACACUUUCUUGCCUAUAAAAUGCAUUUCCAAAUUGUCCUAACAUCCCUCCUCUUCUCUCUCUUAUCUCCCCUCCUCUAAUGACUCACUCUAUCCAAACUGAUUUUGCUCCAGAAGAGCUUUCCAAUGGCGCUGGCAAGCUGAAGGAUGCCUUGACUCAAACAACUCCGACUACCGCUUUGUCUGGUCUUUCAUUAUCGGAUAUUCACAAGGUGGUAACCUCUACGCAGCCCUCUCCUCCCAAGAGCCCUGAUACCGAUGAGGCCAAGAAGAGCAACCGAAAAGGAGCAGAAGAUGCUAAAACUGUGUCGCAAGGCGAAUUUGAAUCUGAACAACACUUCUACCCUCGCGUAUUGAACGCUCAAAUUCAUCCAUUGGUUCAGAGCUUUUUCACGCUGGGCAAUGAACGUAUCAUUGCGCGAUAUACUCACUUGAAUCCCCAAGUGAACCCUGAAAAGCUGAAGGAAAUUCUCUCGUAUACUCCAAAAUACUUUCAAUGGGCAGGUUCCGAUUUGUUCAAUGUGACUACUUCGUCUGGCCAGCGCCAAAUGAUUGUUAUUGAGACCAACUCGUGCCCCUCUGGACAAAAGUCUAUGCCUUUGUUGUCUGAAAUUGAUGAACACAAUGAACUCGGUGGUUACCGAACUGUGUUGGAAUCUGCAUUCCGGGAGCAACUUAGCAAGGCCGACAAGUCUCUCGGCGACCUUGCCGUUAUCUGCGACAAGAAUAUGAUGGAAGCUAGUGGAUAUGCUGCGGUCCUUGCUGAAGUUGCCAAGGAAAAGGUCUGGCUUGCCGAAUGGCACGAUGGUGAAGAAGACGUUCCUGUCAAGUGGGUUGACCGAGUGCUUCAAGUGCGAGACGCCAACAAAGAAUGGCAUCCCAUUCGUGCUUGCUUCCGUUAUGUCACUCAAAAGCCUUGGAACCGAUUCCCAUUGAACACAAAGACCAUUGUUAUGAACCAAAUUAUCUCCUGUCUGGCUGGUGGACGCAACAAAAUGAUGGCUGCAAGAGCUUAUGACUUUUACAACGCAGAGCUGGUCGACACUGGCCUGUCCGUUCGCGUCCCCGAAACUAUCAAUAAUGUCACACGAGGUGAAAUUCCCUUGUGGAUACACAGUAUGGGCGGUCAUGCCGUUCUGAAGGUACCAUACAGUAACGCAGGUCAAGGUGUCUAUACCAUCACGAACCCUAAUGAACUAAAGGACUUUUUGGAACAAGAUCAUCAUUAUGACAAGUUCAUCGUACAGUCACUUGUUGGCAACGCCUCUUGGUCCAGUGUCACCAGAAGUGGAAAGUUCUACCAUGUUGGUACCAUUCCCAACAAAAAAUCCAAUACCUUUGUUAGCGACUUGCGUAUGAUGGUGACAGGUAAUGCCGACGGAUUCCGCCCAAUUUGUAUCUAUGGUCGUAAGGCUCGACUUCCUUUGACCACGAAACUGGCCCCAGAUGCAAAUACAUGGGAUAUGCUUGGAACCAACUUGAGUGUCAAGCUCCCUGACGGCGGCUGGACCACUGAUACAGGAAGAUUGAUUCUUAUGGACCGUAAAGACUUUAAUCAACUUGGACUCGGUAUUGAUGACCUGAUCGAUGCCUACAUUCAGACCGUUCUCGCUGUCAUCGCUAUCGAUCGCAUGGCAGCCCGACUUAUGGCCACUGGCACCUUUGACUACAACUUGUUUUCCAGUCUCAAUCCUGACAAUGCCUUGAUGCAAGAGAUCAAGAUGGCCAACGAAGAUUGGUAAACAUACCUCUCUGGGGUCCCUAUACAAAAGCGAAAAAAUUCACAAAUAACCCUGUGCCUCUUAUACAAAAAUCCACUCCUCACAUUGUUUUCUUCUAUCCCCCCAUAUCUUGUUGCUUUUUUAAAUCUCAAAAAUAUUAUCCAAAC
This is a messenger RNA of Umbelopsis ramanniana AG, 2038 nucleotides long. RefSeq lists its product as uncharacterized. The record is from RefSeq and is a predicted model, not a curated record. NCBI's taxonomy places the organism in Eukaryota, Fungi, Mucoromycota, Umbelopsidomycetes, Umbelopsidales, Umbelopsidaceae. The transcript is spliced from 7 exons. The coding region runs from base 231 to 1892 and encodes 553 amino acids.